AUGAGCGUGGAUGCAUUGGGAAGCCCCGUGAUGGACCCUACGUUUUCCAAACGGAACACGGCGCUGAGAUUAGUUGACUUGGCAGGGGCUCACCACCAUCACCAUCAUCACCACCAUACCCCUCAGAGCGUGACAGGCUUCCCGGGGUUCAGCAGCCAUCCACACUCAAUGGCUCACUCGCACCCUGGGGAGAUUACUGCGGAACCCCGCCUGGGGCCGAGUCCAUUCGGGCCAGAACACAUGGGGCACUCCGCGGCCCUCAAAAUCAGCCCAGCCCAUCAUUAUCCCCACCACCAUCACCACCACCACAAUCAUCAUAUGGCAGGCCACAGUGAAGUGGUCUCCAGUCAAACGGGAGCUUUUGGCCCGGUUCAGGCGACAUCGGUCCCCUAUUCUAUGUCUCACACGGCCCAGGCUUUAUCUGCAGGUAGGGAUUUCCUCAUCCGGAGAGAUCUGACAGCUCAAGCCAUGCCAGUACUGACUGACCAGACUGCUGGUUCAGCCUCUCACCACGGAAUGUUUGUCUCAACAACAGGUAGCUAUCCCGGACACUAUGGUCAUCACCCUGACGCUGGGAACCAUACCCUCUUCUCCGGACUCCACCACGAGCAGCCUUCUAGCGGAUCACCGGGUGGCCAAACACUGAAUGGACAAAUAAGGUUAGGACUACCUGGAGAAAUGUAUGUUAGGUCUGAUCACUUGAGUCAAGUGGCAGGCUCCAGGGCUGAUCCGUUCUCUGCCUCGCCUUUGCAUGGCUACGGUGGUCUGAAUCUGAACAUGAAUCUUAGCGCUCACCACCACCACGGAGCCGGUGCCUUUUUCCGCUACAUGAGGCAGCCGAUAAAGCAAGAGCUGAUUUGCAAGUGGCUGGAGCCGGAGCACUCGCCGAAGAAACUUUGCUCCAAAACUUACAGCACCAUGCACGAACUCGUAACGCAUGUGACGGUAGAGCACGUUGGAGGACCAGAGCAAGCGAACCAUAUAUGUUUUUGGGAAGAGUGUCCCAGGGAAGGCAAACCGUUUAAAGCAAAAUACAAACUUGUAAAUCACAUUCGAGUGCACACCGGGGAGAAACCGUUUCCGUGUCCGUUCCCUGGUUGUGGGAAAGUGUUCGCAAGAUCCGAAAAUCUAAAGAUUCACAAAAGGACGCACACAGGUGAGAAACCCUUCAAAUGUGAAUUUGACGGCUGCGACAGACGCUUCGCCAACAGCAGUGACCGGAAAAAGCACUCGCACGUCCACACCAGCGAUAAGCCCUACAACUGCAAAGUGAGAGGCUGCGAUAAGUCCUACACACACCCCAGCUCCCUGAGGAAACACAUGAAGGUGCACUGCAAGUCCCCUCCGCCUAGUUCGGGCUAUGAGUCGUCCACUCCCUCCCUGGUCUCCCCUUCCUCAGACUUGGGCCGGGAACCAGGCGGCUCCUCGGUGUUGUCAGAGCCGGUGGGAGCCUCCCAGCCCGCGAAUUUAAGCGAAUGGUACGUCUGCCACAGCUCAGGUGCCAGCGGCGCCCAAACACCACCCAGCGGGCACUCUACACCCGACCCCGCAGACGAACCACCUUACAGAAACCCAGAACCGAGGGACGCUUUUUAA
Molecule: messenger RNA, 1596 nt
Organism: Pelmatolapia mariae (spotted tilapia)
Lineage: Eukaryota; Metazoa; Chordata; Actinopteri; Cichliformes; Cichlidae
Gene: zic4
Product: zic family member 4
Exons: 2
Coding region: 1-1596 (531 amino acids)
Biological process (GO): regulation of transcription by RNA polymerase II
Cellular component (GO): nucleus
Molecular function (GO): RNA polymerase II cis-regulatory region sequence-specific DNA binding; DNA-binding transcription factor activity, RNA polymerase II-specific
Source: RefSeq, a predicted model, not a curated record